Oryza sativa Japonica Group (Japanese rice) is the source of this 929-nucleotide messenger RNA. The record is from RefSeq and is a predicted model, not a curated record. NCBI's taxonomy places the organism in Eukaryota, Viridiplantae, Streptophyta, Magnoliopsida, Poales, Poaceae.
AAGGAGACAGAUUCUCGUUAGAAAGAAAGGAAAAGAACACGUACGCGAGAAAGCACAGAUUCUAAACAUAUAGACAUAAAUCUUUGAGGGACUGGUGUGGUGCAUAUUGUUCAAAGAUAUUUCCGAUCGGUGUGUAUAAAUACAUAGCCCGCGGCGACGAGCAGGUUACGUGCCGAUCGAGUUGGAGGGCAAGAAAUCACAAGAAAAACUGCCUGUGCGCCAAGGAGACCAACACAAGACAGAAAGAAGAUGAUGAGGAGGUCGAUGUUCCUUCCCGUCUGCGCGCUCGUCCUCGUCAUGCUCUGCGUCUGCGUGGCGAGCCACAUGGACGUGGACGAGCGCCGAGGCGGAGCUCGCGCCUACAUGGGCGGCCACGGCAGGCCCGUGGGCAUCAGACCCAGAACCAGCGGCAGCCCGCGCGGCCUCAGCGGCGGCACCUGGGCGGCGUGCGCCGGCUCAUCGCUGCUCGCCGCCGCGGCCAUGCUCAUGUAGCCGCGCUUAUAUAUAUGUUCUGGAUAGUUUUUGGUUGCUUCCUAUAACAGUGUAAGGCUACGUGAUGUGUGUGGUGUGGUUGGGUAGCUGGAAUUUGGUGAUGCGUUCCGGCGGGUGUCCGGUCUGUCGCUAAGAUCGUAAAGAUGCAAGCGGGACGGGAGUUGGACGUGCCCGCCCCGCGGGUCGCAUUGCCGGCCAAGGUGACAUGCGUGCUAGCAGAUGACCCGCCCCGCACAUUUCUGCGUGUUACCUUGUCCAACGGGAUCCUUGGGUUGAUCCAGCAAGCAAACAGUCCACUACCAAGUUGGCAAGUUAUACCACUACCUGUACUAAGAUUAUUUCUGAAUUAAUCUGUGUACCCUUAUCACCUGCUGCUCUAUAACAUGGCAUAAAAUCAAAUAAGAAUUAAUAAUGGUUCGGAUCAUUUCUAAAAACAA